Messenger RNA from Crotalus tigris (Tiger rattlesnake), 1363 nucleotides. It is a transcript of the gene PCNA, whose product is annotated as proliferating cell nuclear antigen. The transcript has 6 exons. Gene Ontology annotation, cellular component: PCNA complex. Gene Ontology annotation, molecular function: DNA polymerase processivity factor activity; DNA binding. NCBI's taxonomy places the organism in Eukaryota, Metazoa, Chordata, Lepidosauria, Squamata, Viperidae. The record is from RefSeq and is a predicted model, not a curated record. Gene Ontology annotation, biological process: translesion synthesis; regulation of DNA replication; leading strand elongation. Bases 117 to 902 code for a protein of 261 amino acids.
CCGGGCGGAGCCAAAGCUGACCUCCGCGCGCACGCGCGCUAAAUAUUCAUCUCCCAGUCCUAUAAAGAGGUGCGGGAGGCGGAUCGCGCGAAAAGUUUCCUGCUCUCGCCGUCAGGAUGUUCGAGGCGCGGCUGAUUCAGGGCUCGUUGCUGAAGAAGGUGCUGGAGGCUCUCAAGGACCUCAUCACGGAGGCCUGCUGGGACCUGGGCUCGGGCGGCAUCAGUCUGCAGAGCAUGGACUCCUCGCACGUCUCGCUGGUGCAGCUCACCAUGCGCUCCGAGGGCUUCGACACGUACCGCUGCGACCGCAACAUCGCCAUGGGCGUCAACCUCGUCAGUAUGUCCAAAGUGCUCAAGUGUGCUGGUAAUGACGACAUAAUCACCCUGAGAGCUGAAGAUAAUGCUGACACACUGGUUUUGGUAUUUGAAACGCCAAAUCAGGAGAAGGUUUCAGACUAUGAAAUGAAAUUAAUGGAUUUGGAUGUAGAACAGCUUGGAAUUCCAGAACAAGAAUACAGCUGUGUGGUGAAAAUGCCCUCUGCUGAAUUUGCACGUAUUUGCCGUGACCUCAGUCACAUUGGAGAUGCCGUUGUAAUCUCCUGCACAAAAGAUGGUGUCAAAUUUUCUGCCACGGGAGAACUUGGGAGUGGAAAUGUCAAACUGUCACAAACCAGUGAUGUUGAUAAAGAGGAAGAAGCUGUAACAAUAGAGAUGAAUGAGCCUGUCCAGCUGACUUUUGCUUUGAGAUAUUUGAAUUUCUUCACCAAAGCUACACCUUUGUCUCCUACCGUUAUACUCAGUAUGUCUGCAGAUGUUCCCUUAGUUGUGGAAUACAAGAUAGCAGAUAUGGGACAUUUGAAAUAUUAUUUGGCCCCCAAGAUUGAAGACCAAGAAGAAUCGUAAGAAAUUAAAGGAGGAAAUGUGAUUUUUGUGAGGCUGGUAGCCAGUGUCCCUCUCAGUUACUCAGUCCUGGUGCACCAGGUGCACUUAGACCCAAUUGUAGAUAUUUCUGUGUAAAUACUUCUCUUUUUAUUAUGUGAGUACCUACUUUAAAAUACUUGUAGAAGCUGUUUUUAUUAUUCAAUUUGUAAUCCAUUUCAUAUAAAAAAAAUGUGGUAUUUAAAAACAAAUAAUUUCUGUGCAUGGAGAGCCCAUGACCCUUUAGUUGCUAUCCCUAAUCACCAUGCAUGAGAAUCAGAAUUUUGCAGUAUUGCUGAAUUGUUAAUUUUUCACCCUUUUAGUUAAAACAAGGAUGCUAAUAAUUGCAAAAAGCAAUGUUUGGAGGAAAAAUGUUUUAAUGGCUUACCUUGGAAAGGAAAUCUUCAGAAAUGAAUGCUUUUCAAUAAAGAAUACUACAUUUUUUA